AUGCCCGUAGUACAUGAAUUCUCUUUGUGGUUGAAAAACCUCUUUUUGGCGGUUUAUGUGAUAUGGUCCAGACUUAAGUGGGGGGUUUUACCUGUCGAAAGACAAGUUGAAGAUGCAGCUGAGGAAUCUUUCGUUCACUCUGAUCUUGAAACAAGCACGGUAGAUGGGGAAGAUGAUGAAAAAGAAGCAAAGAAACCAUAUGAAGAAGUGAAGGAAAAGAUUGAUGAGUUGCCAAUAAUUGACGCUUCCAAUAGACCCUGGUACAAAUUUUUUGACGAAUAUGAGUUUAGACAAACAAAAGAACAAAGAAGUUCACACAAGUGGUACCAUUGGUUCAACGAAAAUGAUACACCAGCAGAGAAGAAACUCAUAUUGAAGCUUGAUAUCUUGUUGACUCUUUAUUCCAUGAUGGCCUACUGGGUCAAAUAUUUAGACCAGACUAAUUUGAACAAUGCAUAUGUUAGUGGAAUGAAAGAAUCUCUCAAUAUGAGAGGCAAUGAACUAGUUCAUACUCAAGCAGUUUUCACUGUUGGUACUAUUGUCUUCCAAUUGCCAUUUAUGUGGGCGCUUUAUAAAGUUCCAUUGAGCUAUGUUUUACCUAGUCUCGAUUUAUGUUGGAGUUUAUUCACCUUAGGUGCAUAUAAGUCCACCUCUGUAGCGCAUUUACAAGCAAUGAGGUUCUUCAUUGGCGUAUUUGAGGCUCCUGGUUAUUUGGCUUACCAAUAUUUGUUUGGUAGUUGGUACAAGGUUGAUGAAAUGGUCCGUCGGUCCAUGUUUUAUUAUAUUGGUCAAUAUCUUGGUGUGUUAACCUCUGGCUUGUUACAAGCGUCAAUUUAUAAAACUUUAAAUGGGGUCAAUGGCUUGGAAGGAUGGAGAUGGAUGUUUAUUAUUGAUGCAAUCAUUUCAUUUGCCGUUGGUAUUAUUGGAUUCUAUGUUUUGCCCGGUACUCCGGCUCACUGCUAUUCGAUUUUCUUGUCAGAUGAUGAGAUUUUACUUGCUAGGAAAAGAUUGCAGAAGAAUAACACGGCAAUUGAAGUUGAAGGCGGAAGAAGAUUUUUUGACAAGGCACUCUGGAAGAAAGUCUUUACGUCUUGGCAUGUCUAUAUUUUAAGCAUCUGGAAUAUUUUUUGUUGGAAUAACAACAAUGGAACAUCUGGUGCUUAUUUAUUGUGGCUCAAGUCUUUACACAGGUACAGUAUCAGCAAAGUGAAUCAAUUAGGCGCUGCAACUCCAGCAGUCGGGGUCCUAUGGUUAAUCUUGACAGGUUGCUAUGCAGAUUUAUUCCAUUCCCGUUGGCAAGCGAUUAUUUGGUCUCAAAUCCUAAACGUCACAGGGAAUACCAUUUUAGCUGUUUGGCACGUUCCGGAGGGUGCCAAAUGGUUUGCUUUUAUGCUACAGUACACAGGUUGGGCAAUGGCUCCAGUUUUGUAUUCCUGGAUGAAUGACAUCUGUAGAGAGGAUCCUCAAUACAGAGCAAUUGUUUUGGUCAUAAUGAAUAUCAUGGCCCAAACCUCAGUUGCAUGGAUUUCGGUCUUGGUGUGGAAAACUGUUGAAGCUCCAAGGUAUUUGAAGGGGUUCUCAUUCACGGCCGCUAGUGCCUUCUCACUAAUGCUUUGGACUUUUGUAGUCCUCUACUUCUAUAAGAGGCAAGAAAGAACAAACUUUGCGAAGAAGGGUUUAAUUGUGAGAAGCGGUGAAAUUUGA
Pichia kudriavzevii is the source of this 1704-nucleotide messenger RNA. RefSeq lists its product as uncharacterized. Gene Ontology annotation, biological process: transmembrane transport. NCBI's taxonomy places the organism in Eukaryota, Fungi, Ascomycota, Pichiomycetes, Pichiales, Pichiaceae. Gene Ontology annotation, molecular function: transmembrane transporter activity. The transcript has a single exon. Gene Ontology annotation, cellular component: membrane. The record is from RefSeq and is a predicted model, not a curated record. Bases 1 to 1704 code for a protein of 567 amino acids.